GAGUUCGCGAAUCCGCACAAAUAAAGGGUGACUGACAAGCCAGCACCAUGGAUUACGUGAAAAAGGCGAUUUGGGGGCCGGAUCCCAAGGAACAGAUGAGAAAGAUCAACCAGCUUCUCAGAAAGAACAAACGAGAACUUGAAAGAUCCAUGAACCAGUUGCAGCCCUUGAAGAAGAAAACCGAAGGGUUGAUCAAGAAUGCUGCUAAGGCUAAGGAUCUCAAGACGGCACGGCUCUAUGCCCGGGAAUUGCAGAACAUCAAUAAGCAGUAUAACAAAUUGCAUUUAUCGAAGGCCCGAGUCGAUUCCAUCAACAUGUCCAUUAACGAGCAGUAUUCCAUGAACAAGUUGACGACAAGCAUGAAGAGCUCGACAUCGGUGAUGCGAGAUGUCAACCAGUUGGUGCAUUUGGGGGUUGUUUCAGGAACAAUGCAAGAACUUCAGAAGGAGUUGAUGAAGUCAGGCAUUAUAAACGAGAUGAUGGAUGACAUGAUAGACUUGGAUGUAGACGAGGACGAGUUGGAAGACGAAUCACAACAGGAGAUCAACAAGAUCAUUGAGGACUUAACUAAGAAUGAAUUCAGCAAGAUAGACACCCAAGUGCCCACUGAGAGUGUCGAAGAGCCUCAGGAACAAGAAGCUGCGUUCGAAGAGGACCAUGAGGCCUUGGAUGAAAUGAGACAGCGAUUGCGGGCCCUACAGGAGUGAACUCUUUCGGUGUAGAAUCCAGUAUCUGUGUACCAUAAUAUAUUUAGUAGCCGUUGGGUUCGCUUUGUGCACC
This is a messenger RNA of Yamadazyma tenuis ATCC 10573, 780 nucleotides long. Lineage: Eukaryota; Fungi; Ascomycota; Pichiomycetes; Serinales; Debaryomycetaceae. The record is from RefSeq and is a predicted model, not a curated record.